CACUGCGUAAACAGUCACGUUACAUGAUACAUGUAGGCCUACAUCACGAAAACAACUGUUUUAGUGGACGAGCUUGUAUUGCCUUGUGUGGCGUUAUGAUUUGAAAAAAAAAGUUAUGUAUUUAACUUCGGUGUGUGCAUAGACCAUUUUGCUAAGUCGUCAUGUUGCUUCAUGUAGACUACACAUGAAUGAAGCCAGUUCGGUUUCUGAAAGGAAAGGUCAUUCGCGGGGAACAAAGCUCCAAACAUGUUCAAUGUAGGCUAGAGUCGGGUUUUAAAAGCUGUAAUGCAGUAGGCUGACCUUGCUCUUGCGCACUGCUUUUCCUCUCCAAAGCGCUUUAUAAUAAUUGCGGCACUGCGCUGUUGGAACAUUGAAAACAUCAUUGUGUACUUAUCAAUGGUAUGCUUGUUGUUAAAAGACUAUCAACUUGAAGGAACGAGGGACUUUUCCAAAAAGAUUGCGCAAAGCACAGCAUUUGCAGCCUGGGAAAUCCCAUUUCGUUGAACCUUGCCGCUGGUGUCAAGUGUUUUAAAUUAUAACCAGCUUAUGUGCUAUAUUACUGCAUUAUACAGUAGGCCUAGUUGUUCUUUUGCGAUUAGCCCUGGUUUAGACUGUUGACUUGGGCCUAUUCUCUGUUAAUUUCAGGUCAUGAUAAAACCGACCCGUUUAUGAUUGCAAUCUGUUUGAGAGGUUUAGAGCUUACAUUUUCUGGGUGUUGCUCUGAAUUAUGCAUAUUUUCAUUUUUUUCUGUCUAUAUUUAUUCAACUUCGACUCUUUUUAGCUAGCAUUUGCCGGUAGGAAGUAAUCUUGUAGAAUUUCUGAAUUAUAGUUUUCUUUAUUAUUUGCGCAAUGUGUGCUUUUUAGUUGUAUUGCAGUCAUGGGGUGGAAGAGCACUGUAAACGUUUAGAAUUUAAACACUAUAGUCUUUUGCACGCACUUUUCUAUGGUAUACGUGUUCAGCUUUCUGGAAUCGGCUUAGCAUCUAAACACAUUCCUGAACGCAUUAAAAAGAACGUGUCACGGUUAAUCAUGUAAAAAAACUGAGUACAAAAGUGUUUAGAAAUAUCCAACUCUAGGUUCCCUUGUUUAGAGUGUACUGCAAAUGUCGAUGAUAACAUUCUGCCAGACACUUUCAUUCCGUUCAUGUCUAAACCGACAGUUGUAAAUAAAGACACGCCCGACCGGUAUACCAGGCAAGAUAUGGGACGGAGGGGUAUCCCCCAACCUGUGCAAUCACUAUACACACUCUACACUAUUGUUACCUAACGCAUCCGCCCUAGAAGUCUGUAAAGGAUUCCUGAGAUGCCGAUCAAACAAUGACCAACAGAAAGUCGAUGGCCUUUCUCUCUGGACCGUCCCAUAUCUUGCUGAAAAUGCCGGCCAGUGUGAUCUCAAACGGGGUUGCCGUUCCACCCUAAUGCAAUGCUUUUAUGUUGCACACCGACGGGACAGUCUUUGUUGUUACACGUCAGAGACUCUUGACCGGGAAAAUCCUCAGUAAGUUCUCCCACCAACUACUGCACAAUACUACUGCCCUGCAAUGAUAACCCUUUGAAUCACAUAUUGAAGUCCGAUAUUGUUCUAUUGACCAUUACAUGGGUGCAAUUUCGGUGUAUGCUUUUAUAUAUGUAAAUUUAAGAACAAUUUCCCGACUUUUUCCCUUCUUUCUCGAAGCCUGUAAAAAGCCCUAUACCAAGUCUUACAAGCUCACCCUUUAUAAAAGGCACUUUAAGAUAUCUCGCCCUCCCCCGAUUAUUUCCCCUCUCUGGAUAUGCCGCCCAGCGUCAAUCCUCACUGUUGACACUGUGAAAAGCAACCAAACUAUCCAUUUUGUGACCCCAAUCUGUUACUGAUAACUCGGUGAAAUGUUCGUUUGCACUUUGCAUUUCAUAAAAGCGUGUAAUUAUGUAUAAAUAUUUUAAAAUCACUCAGAACAAUUCUGAUUGAUAAAUAAUUGGGACACCUGAAAUAGAAGUCUUCUGCGGAACAAAAAUGGCGGGCAUAAGCAGUCUGACCGUUAGGGUCAUGCCUGCUCUGGACAUGCGUUUGGAUCAUGCAACCAGACUAAACGCCAUAUUUACGUACCGUAUUUCUGGGAAUUUCCAGUUUGCGCAAUAAACAACUAUUGCGGAAUUCUUCAGGGGAUUCCCGAGUUCAAGCACCCCUUUGGCAUCAUCUGUAUGUUUAUGGAAAGUGUGCUUAAAAAAAGUAUAUAAUGUAACCUCAAAUUAAAGCAGACGUGAGGAAGAUCGACCGAUUUCCUGGCGUAACAAUCCGUCUGCCGCUUGAGUAUAUCGCACUUGCUCGACACGUUUCCCCUGCAUUUAGCAGUCGCGUGCUGGAGUACAUUGCUUGCCGGCAAUCCUGUUGAGCCAACGUCGAUCCGGACAAGGAUGGCUAGCAACAACCAUUUUGGGAUGGUGGGUCGCUGGCACGAGCCUAAUGCUCAAGACAUGAAUGACUUGGAAAGGACGGUACUCCCGGGGGAUCGACUGGAGUUCAGCCGGGCAGGUGAAUGGUAUGCACACUGGGGUAUAUACGUCGGUGAAUACAAUGGGAUGGAGCACGCUGUCAUUCACUUCGGGAUGUUUGAAGGAGGGGCGGCCUUCUCCAAGAAGAAGACGUCAGGCAGUGCGGUUUCUGCAAAUAGCAAGCCCGAGGUACGAGCUGACUCCAUUCGGGCGGUGCUGGGCACGUUGGGCAAAGUGAGAAUCAACAACUCUAUGGACAAAGCGAAAACUCCUUUGUCUGCUGACGCUGUUGUGAGAAGGGCAAAGAAAAUGCACCGAGAGAGAGUAGCUGUUGAUUAUAAUCUCAUCAAAAGCAACUGCGAGCACUUCGUGAAUCUUUGCCGGUACGACAAUCCAAGCAGCGAUCAGGUGGAUGCAGCAAUUGCGGGAGCACGGACUGCUUUGUACUUAGUACUACUAGUAGUAGGCGCGGUUGUUGCUAUCUUGGGAAUUGCGAUGGCAGUAUUGAGGCCUCGGAAUCAGUAAUCUCGGGAUGCAAGGUGUUGAGCAGAUGAAGUUACGGAGCUGUGGGGAUGCCACAAAACACCUAGACUAGACUAGACGAGAGCUGUAC
Molecule: messenger RNA, 3084 nt
Organism: Acanthaster planci (crown-of-thorns starfish)
Lineage: Eukaryota; Metazoa; Echinodermata; Asteroidea; Valvatida; Acanthasteridae
Product: phospholipase A and acyltransferase 3-like
Biological process (GO): N-acylphosphatidylethanolamine metabolic process
Cellular component (GO): cytoplasm
Molecular function (GO): A2-type glycerophospholipase activity; glycerophospholipid phospholipase A1 activity
Source: RefSeq, a predicted model, not a curated record